CACUCACUGCCAGUCCAUUUGCCAGCCAGUUUAGAUAUAAAUAAUUUUCUAUUCCAAACCCCAUUAAGCACUCCUGGCACCACCUUGCUUUCACACAGAUCUCCCUCACACUCAUUCAUUCAUUCAUCUCCCACUCCAUUCUCACCACUCUCACCAUAAUCAACCCACUCAUCACUCCUCAUAUUGUGUACUAAAGUUCAUCACACAUCACCAACAUUUGUCAUCGUUUCGAACAUAAUUGUCUAUGCCAGAGUUCAUCAUCAACAACAUUUGUCAUUGAUUGUGAACAUUGACUCGAACAGACUUGUGAGUACAAGAGUUGAUCAUCAACAACACAUUUAUUAUUGACUCGAACAGAAUUGUCUGAAAAAAGAGUUCAUCAUCGACAAUAUUUGUCGAUUGUCCCUGUCUUGUCUACAACAAAUUUUGAUCAUCAAGAACAAUGCAAGACUCAAUUGGGAUUCCAGCUUGCUUCUCUUCUGCAUUGAAAUCAAGUGAUGAUCACACAACGGUGACCCGCUCAGGCCAGAGCCUUCACAUGUCAGUGUACAGAACCAAGAUUGCUGAUCAGUGCCGCUUGAUCACCAUCACAUGGUGCAAAAACUUGAUGCUCCAUGGGCUAUCAGUGUCAGUGGAAGGCCCAGAAGGAGAGGCCCAAUACAGCUGCAAGGUGGAGCUGAAGCCCUGGUACUUUUGGAGAAAACAAGGUUCCAAGCGCUUGACACUGCAUGGUAACAACAAAGCCGUUGACAUUUUCUGGGACCUUAAGGCUGCGAAAUUCAAAGGCGAGACAGAACCAACCUCGGAGUACUAUGUAGCAGUGGUGUGCGACCAAGAGGUUGUGUUGCUGAUCGGUGAUUUGAAGAAAGAAGCGUACAGAAGAACCGGGUGCAGACCAGCGCUUAUCGACCCAAUAUUGGUUUGGAAAAAAGAACACAUGUUUGGGAAGAGAAAGUUCUCCACUAGGGCCAAGUUCCACGAGAAGGGUAGGUGCCACGAGAUCUCGAUCGAGUGCAAGAACAAGAGCAACAUCGGAGGAGAUUCCGCAAGUGGGGUUCAUGUUGAGGUUCAGCCAGAGAUGGAGAUAAGAUUUGACGGGCACGUGGUGAUCCACGUGAAGCACUUGCAGUGGAAGUUUAGAGGGAACGAGUCGAUUCAUCUCAACAAAAUGAGAGUGGAGGUGUAUUGGGACGUUCACGAUUGGCUCUUUAGUCCUGGUUUGAAACAUGCUUUGUUCAUCUUUAAGCCUGUUUUAUCAUCUCUCUCUAUGUCAUCAUCACACUCACUUUCAUCGUCUUCACCACCCUUAUCAUCGUCGUCCACACCCUUGUCAACUCAAACCGGCAGUUCUGGCUCACUGGAGGGCUUUAGUGUCACCGAGUCAUCCGAGUUUUGUUUGUUUCUAUAUGCUUGGAAGAUUGAUUGAUAAAAAAAAAAUGUAUAUAAUGAUAAAUUAUCACAUGGUUUCAAUUAUGGUCCUCACGUAAAAAUUGAUUGCUAAUAAUUUGUGCAGGUAUCCAAUUAAAUAAGAAUAUAUGAUAAAGCUAGCUUUCUUCUAAAUAUUAUUUGAUACAGUUAUAUAUAAUAGAUUAAAUUGGACUAAUUUCUCACUAGCUUGAUGAUGGUACUUGUGAAUAGAAAGAAUUGAGGGUCCAAGUUAUGAAAUAGAAUGGCAUGGUGAUGUUUGAAAGAGAAGGGUGAGGGGUUACAGCUGGGGAUGAACAAUGGCGCAUAAUGGACAAAACGGAUUGAAUUGCAUACACAUGCCCAAUAAUUCUCCAUGCGUCUACAUCGAUCUAUCUACACCUGUCGUAUACUGCUUUGGAGAUUCUCUCUUUCCUCUCUCUCGAUCUGAUCUUGAGAAGCGAGCUAUAUGCAUAUGUAUAUAUAUAUUUUUUAAAUUUUUAUAUCAACCAGAGGUGUAUGUUAUGCAAAGCUUAUAUAUAGCAUAAAUAUGGACAAUAGAUUAUUGU
Cajanus cajan (pigeon pea) is the source of this 1973-nucleotide messenger RNA. RefSeq lists its product as uncharacterized. The record is from RefSeq and is a predicted model, not a curated record. NCBI's taxonomy places the organism in Eukaryota, Viridiplantae, Streptophyta, Magnoliopsida, Fabales, Fabaceae.